Molecule: messenger RNA, 1854 nt
Organism: Fopius arisanus
Lineage: Eukaryota; Metazoa; Arthropoda; Insecta; Hymenoptera; Braconidae
Exons: 3
Coding region: 1386-1739 (117 amino acids)
Source: RefSeq, a predicted model, not a curated record
CAUCGUCACUGGGCGUCAGAUACGUUGGCAAUACCUAAAUUUAGAGUACAUUCACGUCAAAGUUUUUGCCAUUGCGUUGAGAGAAUAGCAUAAGAGCGAGAUAAAGAGACGAUUCAAUAGUUUUUGAUGAAUGGAAAUUCCUAGAACGGGCUCCAGCUGACACGAUUGUAACAACAAUCACCCGAAUACAAAAGAGAAAAUGAUAGUGCAAUGAUAACAAAGGAUUGUAAUACGUGUAGUGCAUGUGAAAGACGUAAAUCUUGAGCAAUUAUUGGGUAAAUGCAACCAAUGGGACAAGGUGGUCCCAGGACAUUGAGUCCAUCGAGUGUUGGUUCAAUCUCCCAGUCAAGUCUCGAUUGCCACAUCGUUGUCCCUACUCCCUGGGUGAAAAUUUCCAGUUGAAAUCCUCCUCUCACAGACUUAUAUUCCACACCCACAACCAAUUCCCCCAUCACCACCACGAGGUUAAAAAUGCUUUUGGGAUGAGAAGAUAAAUAAAUUGGCCUGUCCAGUCGUGUCCAGGUGGCCACUGCGAUAACAUCGAGCUAAAUCGGCAAAUUAACAAUAUCAUUCAACAAUACAGCAAUCUCUUCUCUGCUGAAUCAGUGUUAUUGUGAAAGUUAUUUGUUAAUCAUACUGGAGAAGGAAAUGGCGUAGGCGGAAGUGCGGAUAUACCCGCUGAGGAUUUACGUCACGAGUGACUGGAAUAGUCGCGAUUAAUUUAUCAAUUGUCAUGGUUUUUGAUUAUUACUAUUGACACGUGGGUCUCUGGACCUCGAGGAGAUAAAUCUGCUAAAAAAAUUUUUUGAAAAAUUCGCCGGAUACCGCCGAGGCCUCGUGCACGUUUCAAUUUAAUACUCAUUACGUGUAUGUAGACACUGGGGAGUAAUAUCGGAGUGGCAAUAGUUGUCGUUGGAACUCGAAACAUCGUUUCACUCCUGGGAAAAGCCAUUGAGUACCUGUAAACCAGUUACUCAUUUGUCCUCUCUCGUAAUUAUCUAUUCUGGACACGAAUCACGUCUCACGUCUCCUCGUUCCACUGCAAUAUCAGAAUGAGUAGAGAGUAGUCACGUAGUGAGACGUGUUGAUGAGUUGGAAAUUAUGGAGCCAGUCAUAUUUCACGGGAUGUAAACAACUGGAUGUUUACAGAGUACUGGUUAUCACCGCCUUUUUUUUUCCUCUUUAUUUUAUGAAUCAAGUGACUACCUUUGGUACUGCUAUUGUCCAGGUACUGGAUAAGGAUUGUCUGAUUGUGGAGUCUGAUUCACUCCGGCAGGUAUUACGUGGGUCGGGGAUUAUUCAGUCGGUUGGACUUGUUGGAUGUAUCAGACUUCUCAGUGACUGGGUAUUGUAGCUUUUCUCGUAGCAGUUGUAGAGGUUGAAAAAUGGAUGAUAACGAGAAAUUGCAAGCCGGAUCUGGCCGAUGCAUGCGCGUCGUUUCCCAGCCAACAACACCAACGUCACCCACUCUGAAUCUCAUGGAGCAGUUGCUCCUUGCGAAGAUGGAGAGACACAGUAUCGCUGAUAAUGAUCAGUCUGAUAUCGCUGGAUUGUCGAAAAAAAUAGGACUCCUCAGAACUGAGUCCAUGGACAGUCAGACAAGUGCAAGCACAUUCAGCUCAGCACAAUCUGGUGAUUCGGUCGGCAAUCGAUAUUGCAAGUGCGAUGAUUGUCUUCUCGGUAUCGUCGAUAAGCAUCGGCGCCUGGCGCCCCUCACUGGCCGCAAAAAGGCAGUUUAGGUUUAGGCCUUGAACGUGAGUUUAUCGAUGAAAUUAAGUCUUGAGGCUGAUUGCUCCCAUUGGUCAGAUAAUGCAGAACGUUUGAUUGACGUUGGAAAGUGAGAUAAAAAAUAGA